AUGAGUGUAUCUACUAAAUACUGUAUCUGUACUAAUGCUAACCAAUCUGAUUGUAAUCAAACUUUAAACUCUACAUUUUUCCAGUACGUCAGUGGUCUGUCGUGUCAGAAAUUCCAUGUAAUUAUUUGUAAAACCCACCAUCGCCAUACCAAAAUGGUAUGUAAUGAAAUUCAUCAAAAGUUUUUUUUAUUGAAUUUUUUUAGAUUUGCCUUUCAACAAUAAAAGUUUCACAAUUGUAGAAUCUUGAUUCUUGCCAUAUCCAGCGAGUGUCGAAUAUAAUACCGCCAAAUUGUGUUGAAUACAGUCAGUACUGAGACUACACAAUUACCAAGGAAAAUAUGUUAUUUUUUGGAGAAUGUAAUAAUUCUUGAAUUUCACACUUGUUUUUGAAUCCUGUACAGGCAGGUAGGAUAACUUUAUAACUUGAUAGUCGAUCAAUAGAAAUGCAGAUACUGUUAUUCUUUUAGAUAAAAAGCAAUUGCAAACAAUAUGUCACAAACGGUAUCUUGGAGAACUUACUUUACGCUUAAUAAGGAAGUUUCCUAUUUUAAGAUCGCAAAAUUAUGUUACCCAGAAGAUUCUUAUUUGGAGAAUCGCCUUGCUGGAGCUUGUGACUGACUGACUGACACCAUUGCCACCA
Acanthoscelides obtectus is the source of this 640-nucleotide messenger RNA. NCBI's taxonomy places the organism in Eukaryota, Metazoa, Arthropoda, Insecta, Coleoptera, Chrysomelidae. The record is from the annotation of a GenBank genome assembly.